UCAAAAAAAAAAAAAAAAAAAAAGAAGAAGAAACCUCUCUCGUUUGAUCCGUAUGGAAAAUCGAUUCAAGCUAAGAAUCUCUCGCAUGUUUCGAUCCUCGUUUGCCUCUUGUCGGACCCGGAACAUGUCGGACGUUAUUGAGAAACCUGUUUUUUCACCUGAAAAGCACAACAGCUUCCAUUUGGUCGAGCCAUUUUCGUCGUCGCCACCACCCAAGUCUCGACCCUUCCCUUCCGUUUCUAAACCCAGAGACGCCAUCAAUGCUCCUAAAGAAUCUCUUCCCAGACGUAAAUCGUCAGCUCGUUAUCCCUCUUAUAUAGUCUCCGCCGCCGAUUUCGACGGCCGAAAGUGUCCGCCGCCUGCUUCUCCUAUGAUGCCUUUGAAUCUCUUCUCCGACUGUAAGGACUUUGGUUUCUAUGAGAAAAAGAAAAGCUUACCCAGAAACAAGAAAAAGAAGAACAACAAAAGGGUUCAUAUUAAAAGCAAGUAUAUGUCUUCCACCGCAGCAUUUUUCAGUUCAUCUGUUGCUUACAACAGUAAUACUUAUUACGGUGGGUGGUGGUUUAGCAGUGAAGAUGAAACCGACACUCUUUUCUCUUCAAGGACUCGCUCGUCGGAUUCAUCCGAGUCUCUCCGACAGCAUUCUAAUUGCCGUAAAAGGUGCAAAGUUCGUCGUAGAAGAGGUAGAAGCUCCGACAUGGGGAUGGGAGUUUUACCCCUGGAAGGAGGAACCGAUAAAGUCAAAGACAGCUUCGCCGUAGUGAAAAGUUCUAGCGAUCCCUACAAUGAUUUCAGGACAUCAAUGGUGGAAAUGAUCGUUGAGAGACAGAUAUUCGCAACAAAAGAUCUGGAACAACUGUUACAGUGUUUCCUGUCACUGAACUCUCAUCACCACCAUAGCAUAAUUGUUGAGGUUUUUACAGAGAUUUGGGAGACUUUGUUCUCUUGAAAUGCACAGUCCGAAGAGAAAGUUGAAAACUUUGCUCGUUUUCGCUUUUGUUUAUUUCGCUACCAGUAGUUUUUAAAUUAGAAUUUAGAGUUCUAACUCCGAAUUAACGUUGUUAAUUAAAAGAGAAGUUGAAAACAUUGCUGGUUUUCUUUGUUCUUUGCUUUGUCUUGUCUACAGCAUGGAUCAAUGAAUGUAUAUGACUUUUUUUUUU
Molecule: messenger RNA, 1160 nt
Organism: Gossypium raimondii (Peruvian cotton)
Lineage: Eukaryota; Viridiplantae; Streptophyta; Magnoliopsida; Malvales; Malvaceae
Product: transcription repressor OFP8
Exons: 1
Coding region: 53-949 (298 amino acids)
Biological process (GO): negative regulation of DNA-templated transcription
Source: RefSeq, a predicted model, not a curated record